AGAAUGCUCCGCGGGAAAGUCGGGGUCAGGGUGCUGGCAGCGGAGCCAGAAGCCGCAGCACCUACAGCAGCUGGCAGUGAGUGUCCCCGGAGGCGCGGCAUCCACGCGGGGCCGGGGCGGCUCGGCGUCCCCCCGUGCCCGCCUCCGAGCGCCCCCCGCAGUGCCCCGAGCAGGCCAUUGCCGGUCCCUGCCGCCCGCAGAGCCCCGGGGACUGGCAGGGUCCCGGCGAGCGGUUGAUGUCGGUUGCUUUUCGAUCCCAGAACCGCUGGGCAGAGCCCGAGGGGACGCGAUGGGGACCCCGGCCGAAGGCGUCGGGGCGAAGCCGGAUGCCCAGGCGCCGCCCCUUGGCCUGCGGGCGGACGGAGGGGCCAAGAGCCGCGACUGCCCUGAUAAUCGGAGUGAGGAGGACGGUGCACCCGCCCGCAGCGCUUCACCGUUCGCGGAGUGAGGUGCCCAGAGGCAAGACGUUGUUGUCUUGGGAAACACAAGGGUCCGGUGCCCAGGAACACAAGUCAGAAUUAAAUUGAUAUUGUGAUUCAGAGUGUGGGGAUGGCUGCAACUCCAGGAACGCAGGUCCAGGCCUCAGUGGAACCAGAGGGACUCCUGAUAGUGAAGGUGGAGGAGGAUUCCUCCUGGGAGCAGGAAGCUCCUCUACCCAAGGAGGACACCGACUCGGAGAUCUUCCGUCAGCGCUUUAGGCAGUUCCAUUACAGGGAGGCAGAUGGGCCUCAUGAAGCUUUCAGUCAGCUGUGGGGACUCUGUUGUCGGUGGUUGAGGCCAGAAACCCGAACAAAAGAGCAGAUUCUGGAGCUGCUGGUGCUGGAGCAGUUCCUGACCGUCCUGCCCAGGGGCAUCCAGGGUUGGGUGAGGAAUCGAUGCCCGGCGAGUGGGGAGGAAGCUGUAGCCAUGGUGGAGAACCUGCAGAAACAGCCCAGAAACCCAUUGCAGCAGACUCCCUGACCCUGGACCUUGCACUGAUGGGCAUAUAUGUUGUGCAUGGACAGGAAGAGCCCUCAGAGGAGUCGGAGACUCAGGGAGGAGUUCGGGGGUCCUCAGGCCUCCCGCUGGCACAGAGGGAGACCCAGGCCAAGGGGGUGUCUCAAGAGGAAGGGGCAUGGAGCCGAAACCCAGGAACAGAGUCCCAGGAACAGAGGAGCCAUGGCUCUCAACCUGCUUCCCAGCUUCCUGCCCUUCUGAAGGAGGGGAGCACCAGAGAGAUGGUGGAUGCUUUCUUUUCCUCUGGGAUCCAUGGACCAGUGUCAUUUGGAGAUGUGCCCUUUUAUCUCUCUCUGGAAGAAUGGGAGUGUCUGGAUCCUUCUCAGAGGGACCUCUUCUGGGACAUAAAACGGGAGAACUUCCGCAGUGUCUCUCUGGGUUUGGGGAUCAAGAGCCAGAAUGAGAGAGCUUCCUACCAGGCUGGUUUGAAAGAAGGAGAGCCAGUGCCUGGCAGAUCUGCGGGUGAUGUGCCCUGGAGCACUGAGGAAGGUGAAGUCUGGGAAAGUGAGAACCGACCUGACCGAGAGCUGGGGCAAGAGCGCCCCGUGGGGGUGAGGAGAGGACGCCCUCCCACACGCCGGAGACAGUUCCGAGACUUGGCAGCUGAGAAACCCCACAGCUGCCAGCAGUGUGGAAAAUGCUUCCGUUGGGGCUCAGACCUGUCACGGCACCAGCGGACACACACGGGCGAGAAGCCCCACAAGUGCCAGGAAUGUGAGAAGAGUUUCCGUAGCUCCUCAGACCUUGUGCGCCACCAAGGUGUCCACACAGGUGAGAAGCCUUUCACCUGUACCGAGUGUGGCAAGAGCUUCAGCCGAAGUGCAUACCUCACUGACCACCAGCGCAUCCACACUGGUGAGAAGCCUUAUGAGUGCACUGAAUGUGGCAAGAGCUUCUCUCUCCGCUCCUACCUGCUAGACCACCGACGAGUGCACACUGGCGAGCGUCCUUUUGGCUGCAGUGAAUGUGACAAGAGCUUUAAGCAGCGGGCACACCUCAUUGCCCACCAGAGCCUUCAUGCAAAGAUGGCACAGUCGGUGGGAUGACCGUGGCUCUCUCCAUGGAGGAGGCGCCUCCAGGUGGAGAGGAUAUUCUGAAGGAAGGUGACAAAAGACUGCUUUGACCAUCCAGCAUCGAUAACGGGGCCUACCUGAGCUCACCCCAAAUGUGUGGAAAUUCCCCUUUCCAAUUGAAGGUCAUUCUUGCGCCCUUUGGAUGCCAUGAGGAUCUCCUCCUCCUUCAUUUCUCUAAUAGCUAUGUUCCUCCCACCUACAGCAAAUACCGACUUCAGUCAAACAAAGAAAACUUGACUGUCACAAGAAAGGAGAAGCACUUCUGUUUCCUUGGCCCCCUUGAACUUCAAGUUCAGAAACUUGCAGAACAUACGCAACCAUCCAUAUUCCUCAAAAACAAGGAAAUAAUUUUACUACCUUUCCAAAUGUAUUUUUCCCUUGUCUUUUCUUUGUUUUGUGUUCCUUCCCAUUUCCUUUCUUAUUUUCAUUUAAUGUUUCUGGAGUCUGGGAAUAUAUACUACUUUGAAGGGCUAAGAGCAUGCAGUGAAAUGCAGGGAAGUUCAGACAAAUCCCUCCCCUGACCACCAUCCAACCUCCACACCAGUGAACCCUAUAGCAAUGCUUUUCUCUUCUUCCACCCUGAUAGCUCCACAGACAAAGGAACCAGCCACGUUGCAGCAGGGUGCAGCUGCCUCUCUCUUGGGUGGUGACAACACUCUUGAAGCCACCUUCACUCUCUUUAGUACUAAUCUUCCUGUCCUUGUUGGAAAUGGGAGGAGGGGAAGGGAGCAGUGUGUGAAAUAAUCUAUGGAAGGUAUUUGAGUCUGGGGUGAUGGAGUGGGUGUUCCUUCUCAGCCUCCUUCCCUUUGACCCCCUGACUCUGCCCUAUGUCUCCGGAUCUGGAGAGUCUUGAGAACGGAAGUAGAGUGUAGGUGGAGCCUCAUCUGGGGUUUAGGAAGGACGCCAAUGGGAUCUUUGAAGGAGGCUGAAGAAGGCUACUGAAAAUGUCUCUUACAUGUUCUGUAUCUCUCCUUCCCCUGCCCGAACUCCCAAUGACCGCCGUCUUCCCCAGCCUAGAAGACAGCUGGAACUCUUAACCUUCUCUUCUCUGGAUCAGAGUCCCUGAUUUCACAUUUCCAGAGAACCUCUGCCUUCCGGACCUUUCUGUCCUCAUUUCUGUGCCUGUCCUUUGUACCCUCCCUAAGUUUUCCACACCCUUCCCAAGGGCUUAGGAGCCUAUCAGGACUCUAAUAGAGUAACCCUUGAUCUAUAGAAGGGGAGGAAAGCACACUCCAAUUCAUACUCCCGGGAUCUUACCAGCCUUCAAACCACUCUUGGGGACUGUAGGAAUAUUAGAUUCAUUCUUUAAGACAUUCCUGUUGCUUACUAGUUAUAUGAUCUAACAUAAUUUCCGUGCCCUCUCUGGCAAUUUUUCCAUCUGUAAAAUGAGAGGGUUAGAUCGGAUAUUUUUUUGUAAGAGUUCUUUCAGGUCUGACAUUCAAUGAUAAACUAUGCUGUGACUAGAGAAGUGAGGAAUGAGGUGGGACGGGGUGGGGGAUGGGAUGAGGGUUGUGACUCAUACAGAUUUCGGACAUUGCCAGUGCCCGUCUGCCUGUACUGGGAGAGGGGGUAUUGGAAUGCUAAUUUUAGUUCCCUCCAGAGAAUUGAAAUGGUGCCAGUUGUAAUUUAGGCCUUGUAAUUUUGCCAGAUUAAAGAUGUCAUCUUC
This is a messenger RNA of Trichosurus vulpecula (common brushtail), 3735 nucleotides long. RefSeq names its product zinc finger protein 213 (gene ZNF213). The record is from RefSeq and is a predicted model, not a curated record. Gene Ontology annotation, molecular function: RNA polymerase II cis-regulatory region sequence-specific DNA binding; DNA-binding transcription repressor activity, RNA polymerase II-specific. NCBI's taxonomy places the organism in Eukaryota, Metazoa, Chordata, Mammalia, Diprotodontia, Phalangeridae. Gene Ontology annotation, biological process: negative regulation of transcription by RNA polymerase II. The transcript has 6 exons. Bases 876 to 2042 code for a protein of 388 amino acids.